Molecule: messenger RNA, 441 nt
Organism: Fraxinus pennsylvanica
Lineage: Eukaryota; Viridiplantae; Streptophyta; Magnoliopsida; Lamiales; Oleaceae
Source: the annotation of a GenBank genome assembly
AUGGAAUCUCUUGGUAUUGGAUCUUCAUUAAGUGUUCCUAGAAAACAUUUUUUUGGUCAAAGGACGGGAUGCCCUCCCCUUGAUACCGAACAAAUUCUACGGAGUUCACUAAAUAUCGCCUCACAGUUUCAAUUGAGGGAAUUACAAGAGAUGGAGAAGUCAAUCAUUAUUGGAACCGCUGCUGCUGCUAUGGAUGAAUUGGUGCGACUUCUAAAAAUAAAAGAACCUGUAUGGAUCAAGUCCCCAACUGAUGGGAGAUAUUUAAUUAAUCGAAAUAGCCAUGACAUGCUUUUUCCCAAGGCAAAUUAUUUUAAAGCCUCUAGUGCCCGGAUUGAGUCAUCCAAAGAUUCAGGAGUUGUGGCGAUGGCUACGACAAACUUGAUUGAGAUGCUUCUUGAUUCGGUAAAAUCUGACACUUGUCGUUUUCCCAUCACACGCUAG